Brettanomyces bruxellensis is the source of this 300-nucleotide messenger RNA. RefSeq names its product ATP synthase f chain, mitochondrial precursor (gene ATP17). The coding region runs from base 1 to 300 and encodes 99 amino acids. NCBI's taxonomy places the organism in Eukaryota, Fungi, Ascomycota, Pichiomycetes, Pichiales, Pichiaceae. The record is from RefSeq and is a predicted model, not a curated record. The transcript is spliced from 2 exons. Gene Ontology annotation, biological process: proton motive force-driven ATP synthesis.
AUGUCGUUCAUUUUUAGAAGAAGUUUGUCGACUUUGAUUCCACCAAAGAUUGCUUCUCCAGCAAACCUUGGCUCAAAUCCGGCUGCUAAAAGAAUGCAGAAUAUUGUUUCGUUCUACUCAAAACUUCCAAGAGGACACGCUCCUACACCAGUGGCAAAGACACUUUUUGCCAAAUACAGAGAAAAGUACAGAAACACCGGAAAACCAGUGUUCCACGUUACAAUGGCUCUUUUGAUUUCUGGAUAUGCAUUGAAUUACUACUUUGUGUUCCGUCAUGAGAAGGGAGAGGAAGGCCUAUAA